AUGCAACGGCGCGUGUCCGACGUGGUGACUGUGCUCGCAGAGCGCCUCGCUCUGCUGGCGGGUACAGUAAUUGCACUGAUUUCUGUCACCUACUGUUUCUUCUUCUCAGAGGUCUUCGGAGCUCAGGUGCUGGGGCAGGUGGUUGUAUUCAACUUCCUACUGCUGGGCGCUUAUCUCUUCCUUCUUGUCGCCUCGUUUAAGCUGCACCACAUGAAAAAGCACGGCUCAACCAGCGUCCUCGUCCACGGCUGCCUGAUCGCCGGCAUCACACUUUUCAGCAUCCUCGUGCUACUGGCAACAAGAGAGACCAACUUCAGCCCAAACACCUUGGAACUGACGCAUCUGCCGGUCCUUAGUGACGCUGUGGAGGACAUGUGGUUGAAGGCGAGGCAAAGCAGGCAACUGCGGGAGCAGAUUGUCAAGUGCUGCACAUACACCGAACUGAUGCUCCAAACGCGUCAAGCGGGCGCCAGAUUCAUGCAGCAAUGGACACCGCUGGCCUGUUGCAACCUGCUUCCGGGCGUCCACGUCCGAUGCACAACCUCGGAGGGGUAUCAACUCGAGCAGAUCGACAAGUGUGCCAUUCAGGUACUCCAGCGGACCCGGCUCUUCGUCGAUCUGCUCGACUGGCUCAACGUCGUCGUGCUCGUCUGUCUGCUCGCCUCCUCGGCCAAGGUGAUGAACAUGCAGAUACGUGACCUUCGGGUGGCGCGAAACACCGUCUGUCUGCACCCCUUCUAUCGCAACCUGACCUGCAAUGCCGAGAUGAAGACGAGCCAUCUUGUCCAGUUGCCCAGUGUCCCGUAUGUACCGAUGACUGAGGUGCCGGACAGUCCGAAAAAAGACGGCCUCGGCCCGAGUAGCUUAACAAGCGAUUCGUAUUCUCCUCCAAAUCUGACUUUCACUCUGGGACUGCAGGGUUUCCUGAGCGCCGGCACAGCAGCAGAUAUGAAGACCAGGACAUUCGGCAUUUCGCAAGAUGGGUACGAGGCCAGGGUAGAACGCGAGCCAAUGGAGCGAGCAGACGCUUGA
Messenger RNA from Protopolystoma xenopodis, 1032 nucleotides. Lineage: Eukaryota; Metazoa; Platyhelminthes; Monogenea; Polystomatidea; Polystomatidae. The record is from the annotation of a GenBank genome assembly.